GCGCCACGCGCUGUCCGGAGUUCAGUCAGUGAGAGGAAGCGCUCGAUGUGCUCGCGGCUGCGCGGACGUGCGGGACGUACUGAACGGCGAGCGCUCGCGUGUGCGUAAUUCAAGGGAGCGGGAGAAGCCCCCGUUUGUGACAGGCGCGGUGCUGACCUCGUCCUCCACGUCCUCCUCGUCCUCCUCGUCCUCCGUCUCUGUGUCUCUGUGUGGACUUUUGACGGGGACGUUGGACAGGGACAAACAAAUGCCACUCGGCGGUGUUUGGCACUGGUUGGCCUUUUUUAAACAUCCACUUUGGACCUAACGCACAACGCAUGUUGGAUUCUUCUCCUCCUCCUCCUCCUUCUUCUUCUUCUUCUUCUCCUCCUCCUCCUCCUCCUUCGUUCCCCCUCAGCACCUCUCUCACCUCACAGAGUGUUUUUCCAAACAGUUCUCCUUCCUGGAGAGCGGUGACUCACUGCAGGCAGCAGGCGAGAGCCGUCGCAUCCUAAUCAGACAGCGGAGAGGACUUCAGCUCAUUGACAUUACAGUCAUACUUUUCUGGAGCAUUUCUCCCCCCAUCCCAUCCCAUCCUCCCCCCUCCCCUCCCCUCCCCUCCCCGCGCCGCGCCGCACUGUAGCCUGCGUGUGCGUCCGGAGCUUGUGGAUUUCCUUUUCUUUUUCCUCCUCCUGCACACACAGGAGGGACAGGGAGGGAGGACGGAAGGACGUCGAAGCGGCCGAGGGGAUGAAACUCCCUGAACCUCACUGGAAGUGACCGUUUCGAUUCGAUUCCCAUUCAUAUGCUUUUGGACUAUUACGCCGGGUCGCUUCGGGUGGUAUGAUUGAACACUUACAAUGACUAUUCUGUUUGGAGACUGGAUCGCGAUCACUGCUCAGAUGCGUCUGGGCGCUCAGCUGAAUAUAAAUUAGGUGUUCAGCACCACAGAUUGCUCUAGGAGGCAGAGGAAGAGAGAGAGACAGAGCAAAGACAAUCCACAAAGACAAAUGCCAAGGUCUCACGUGAUGAACAGAACUCUUUUCUUGGUCCCGGAUCACGGAAAUACUAAAUUUGAACAAAAUAUCAACAGGUCAAAGGGAGCUUAAACACAGCGCACCUUACGCUAUCGGAGCCUUCACAGAGUAGGGAUGUAUCUAUCCAUUUUCUUUUUCCUCCUCUUAUGGGCUCAAGCCCUGACAUUGAAAAACUUGAAUUACUCUGUGCCGGAGGAAAAGGGUCCGGGGACAGUGAUUGGGAACAUUGCCAAAGAUGCCAGACUCGGACUUGAACAGACUGGACAGGCGGGACAGGGUAAGAAAGCCAACUUCAGGGUGCUGGAGAACUCAGCCCCGCAUCUCAUCGACGUGGACCCCCAAAGCGGACUGCUGUACACAAAGCUGCGCAUCGACAGAGAAACAUUGUGUAAGAGAAACCCCAAGUGCCAGCUUUCCAUGGAGGUGUUUGCCAAUGACAAAGAGAUCUGCAUGAUCAAAAUAGAUAUUCAGGAUAUUAAUGACAACUCACCCGCUUUCCCCUCCGAUCAGAUUGAUAUUGACAUUUCAGAAAAUGCUUUGCCAGGGACACGCUUUCCCCUGACCAGCGCACAUGACCCAGAUGCAGGAGAAAACGGGCUGAAAACCUAUCAAAUAACCCGCGAUGACUACAAUCUCUUUUCCCUGGAGGUAAAAUCCCGUGGGGAUGGGACAAAAUUUCCAGAAUUAGUUAUCCAGCGACCAUUGGACAGAGAAGUACGAAGCCAUCACACCCUAAUUUUGUCAGCCACCGACGGGGGCGAAUAUCCUAGGUCAGGUACCAUGCAGAUAAAUGUUAAAGUCAUUGAUUCAAAUGAUAACAGCCCUGUGUUUGAUCAGCCCUCAUAUGUUGUGGAAAUUCCUGAAAAUUCACCUCUUGGUAAAGUCCUUAUCGAUUUAAAUGCCACUGAUCCUGAUGAGGGCAACAAUGGACAAGUAGUCUAUUCUUUUAGUGGCUAUGCCCCGGAGAGAAUCCGGGAGCUCUUCUCCAUAGAUUCCAGAACAGGGGUCAUAAAGAUUCAGGGUGAAAUUGACUUCGAAGAGAUCCCAGUUAUAGAGAUUGACGUCCAGGCAAAGGAUCUAGGUCCCAAUCCAAUCCCAGGCCAUUGUAAAGUCACUGUUAAAGUGCUUGACAGGAACGAUAACUGGCCAUCUAUAGGCUUUGUGUCUGUGAGACAGGGAGCCAUCAGCGAGGCAGCACCUCCAGGCACUGUCAUUGCACUGGUCCGUGUCACAGACAAAGACUCGGGCAGGAAUGGCCAGCUUCAGUGCAGAGUGCUCGGUAAUGUCCCGUUUAAACUUGAGGAGAACUAUGAUAACUUCUACACAGUGGUGACAGACCGGCCCUUGGACAGAGAGAUGCAGGAUGAGUACAAUGUCAGCAUUGUUGCCAAAGACAAUGGCCUUCCUCCUCUAAACUCUACAAAAUCAUUCACUGUAAAGAUUCUGGAUGAGAAUGACAACGUCCCUCGCUUUACCAAGCCGGUUUACCUUCUUCAGAUACCUGAGAACAACAUCCCUGGAGAGUACCUAGGUUCAGUUCUGGCACAUGACCCAGACCUUGGCCAGAAUGGCACAGUGUACUACAGCAUCAUGAACUCCAAUGUGAGCGGUGGUGAUGUCAACACCUAUGUUAAUGUGAAUGCUGCCAAUGGAGCCAUCUACGCUGUGAGAUCUUUUAACUAUGAGCAGAUUAAGUAUUUUGACUUCAAGGUUCUUGCUCGAGAUGCAGGAUCUCCACACCUGGAGAGCAACGCCACAGUGCGCAUCAGUGUGCUGGAUGUCAAUGACAACAUCCCUGUCAUAGUUCUGCCUCUCCUCCAAAACGACACAGCUGAAAUCCAUGUGCCGCGCAAUGUCGGUGUCGGCUACAUCGUCACCACAGUGAGGGCAGUGGAUAAUGACUAUGGUGAGAGUGGGAGGCUCACUUAUGAGAUCUCAGAUGGCAAUGAGGAGCGCCUCUUUGAGAUCGAUUCAGUGACUGGGGAGGUGCGAACAGCCCAUCCAUUUUGGGAUGACGUGAGCCCCAUUGUGGAGCUGAUCAUCCGAGUGUCGGACCAUGGCAAGCCAACUCUCACUGCUGCCGCCAGACUCAUCGUCAAGGCGUCCAACGGACGUCCUCCUGACGGACUCCCACGCACAAAGGACAAUCAGAAUUGGGACAUGUCCCUGCCUCUCAUUGUCACUCUAAGUAUUGUAUCCAUAAUGCUUCUGGCUGCCAUGGUGACCAUAGCAAUCAAGUGCAAGCGGGAAAACAAGGAGAUCCGUACCUAUAAUUGUCGCAUUGCAGAGUACUCGCACCCUCAGCUGGGGAAAGGCAAGAAGAAGAAGAUUAACAAGAACGACAUCAUGCUGGUGCAGAGCGAGGUGGAGGAGCGGGAUGCCAUGAAUGUGAUGAAUGUGGUAAGCAGCCCUUCCUUGGCCACCUCUCCCAUGUACUUUGACUACCAGACACGCCUGCCACUCAGCUCACCACGGUCAGAGGUCAUGUACCUCAAGCCCACUGCCAAUAACCUCAGCGUGCCCCAAGGCCACGUGGGAUGCCACACCAGCUUCACAGGCCCAGUCACCAGCACUACAGACACACCUACUAACCGCAUGUCCAUCAUACAGACGGACAAUUUCCCCACUGAGCCUAAUUAUAUGGGUAGCAGACAACAGUUUGUUCAAAGCAGUUCAACAUUCAAAGACCCAGAGCGAGCGAGCCUGAGAGACAGCGGCCAUGGCGACAGCGACCAGGCCGACAGCGACCAGGACACCAACAAAGGCUCCUGCUGCGACAUGUCCGCCAAAGACGCCCUCAAGUUGAAGGCAACGGGCGUGAAACCGCCACCUUUGGAGCAAGAUGAGGAUUGUGUGAAUUGCACGGAGGAGUGCCGAGUACUGGGUCAUUCUGACCGCUGCUGGAUGCCCCAGUUCCCUGCUGGAGGAAACCAGGCAGAGGGCAUUGACUACCGCAACAAUAUGUUUGUGCCAGCGGGGAUGGAGACUGUUCCCGAGACAGAGACCUACGAGACUGUCAACCCCAAUGGCAAGAAGACAUUCUGUACAUUUGGAAAAGAGAGGCGUGACCACACUAUUCUGGUCGCCAAUGUCAAGCCCUACUUGAAGGCGAAACGGGCUCUCAGUCCGCUGCUCCAAGAGGUACCCUCAGUCUCCAACAGUCCUACCAAGGGCUGCUCUACCGCAUCUCCGUGCUCCUCAAUCAAAAGCCCAGCCGAUGGGGCUGAAGGCAAACCUCCUCUGGCCUCGUGCUCUGGCCACUACGGGCCUCCUGACGGUCAGUACCUGUCACCAACCAAACAGACCAGAGACCAGGGGGUCUACCCACCCUUGCCUCCUGCGGACCCAGUGGCCAAGGUGCUUGCCGAGGCCCGCUCCAGGAUCAGCCAAGAGGCAGCAGGUGAAAAGGAGUGUCCCCUGGAGCAGGUGGGGCCUGACGGAAGCCGCGACGGAAUGGAUGCUGACCAGGUGGUGAGAGACAUCGACAAACUGUUGCAGGACUGCAGAGGAAGUGAGGCCACGGGCACACUCAGGAAGUGACACAGAGGGGGGGAAAAAAGGUAGAGAGAGGAAUAGGAGGCUGUUCCAAAAACUCUCAAACAAUAACUGUCACCAAAACAAAUCAAAAGGUUGAAUGGCUCUUAUGAUAGGAGCUCUCUCCACGGUAUUUGUCGUUGAAAAUUACCAACACUGGACGGACGAUUGGAACAUUUAUUAUGUCAGUCAUUUUGCACCGGUUUUGGUGCGAAGAUCCCUACCAACGAAAAAAGAACUGGGUUAUAAACAUCUGAAUUCUGCUGAAUUUAUAAGCUCUUUUUCUUUGUUUUUGUUUUGGAUUCUUAAGCAAACUGCAGAGGCUUAUGCCUCUGGCACCUCGCAAGCUGUUAUCUAAGUGCCCACCAGCUCAUAAGUGUGUUGUUCAUGGUCUCUCGUGAAAUCCUACAUAUCUAAGUGCGUAUAGAUGGAUUUCUGUUAUGUGUGUUGGCCAUCGAGACAGACUGGGGAAAAAAAAACUGUUCAUGGUCACUCAUGACAAUCGACGCAGAAACAGAGAAACAAAUUCUCAUCUAUUUGGGACAUUGAAAGACCAAAAUACACAAGCAACCUUAUCUUUUCUGACUUUAAUAUAGAUGUUUAAUGUGUGAUGGAUCCUGUAUCUGAACAUGAAGAGAUUGGUUAAUCAGGGGUAUGUUCACAAGGGUUGGUUUAUGGACUUCGGGGGGGUUGGACGGGCAUAAGUGCUCUGCUGAAGGAGAAUUAUAAAUCAGUGUAACCAUGUUUCACCUGUCAUUUGUUGCCACAUGUGUAAGUUGUGUCUCUGUCACGCCUCUAUUUAAACGUCCAUGUUGCUGACCAGUGUACCUGCACACACCAAUUUUAUACGUGUGCGCUAUACACUUUUACGCAUACACACGCUGAUACACGCUCACAUGCACUGAUACCCCCACACACACACUUUAAAGAACACAUGUACACAUCAAUGCUUACACACACCUGGCCAUCUGUGUAAUUGUCUUACACAUGUACAUCAUCAGCUUUCAGUCCCUUGUGUACAGUGAAUUAUCAUGUGUGUGACUAUGCCUCAAGGCAAUCACGAGUUGUGUAAAAAGGGACAUUUUUCCUCAACUGUGAAAAAAUGCUAUCUAUAUGAUCAUAUAGAUGACUAUAUGUACGAAUCCAUGUAUAGUGUCCAAAUAUUAACAAAAUAUUUAUACAUUUUAUAAGAAAAAAAGAAAUGAGGAAUCUCAGCAGAACGUGUCCUCGAGUUAAGGCGAAGAGCGGCGUGCUAACUCUCUGAACUGCAAAGGACACUGCCAUUGUUUUGACGACGAAUAUCCAAAAAUAUAAAUGAACAAGAAAAUGUCCCUUCACUUCAUCACUAUACAUACGAUCAUUAUAUGUGUAAAUGUAUCCAAUUUAGAUGUGUUUACAUCAAAAAAUUGACAUAUUUUUAUUGAUUUUACUGCAAUUUCUGUGCAUUUGAGCCAAAUUGUUAUGUGUACAAAAGCUAUAUUGUGUAUUUUAUUAAAUUAAUAUAUAGUUGUGUUGCAAUAUACAUGGGCUUAUAUUGUAUUUGGCAAAAGUUGCCUUAGUAGCUGUCGAACUCUGUGAGUUUGCUUUAGUUUGGGUUUUUGUUGGUCUUUUUCUCCCCCCACCUCUCUAUUCUGCAUCUUUGCAGGCUGGCUUCAGUGCUUUCGAGAUGUCGCCUCUUUUUACCCCGAGAUCCAGCUGGAUCAGAUACAAUAACUGUUGAAAGCUUAAUGAGCCAGCUGAUCCAGAAUACAACUCAAAACCAACGACAAAAAGCAACAAACACACGAUAGCAGUCUGAAUAUUUUUACUGAGCAGAAUUUUACAGGGCAGCUAUUUUCUUUAACAAUAACUAGUAUGUGUGUGUUUUGUGUUGAAAUUCUGAUUUCACUUUCUUUUCCAAAAAAAAGAAACCCUGCCAUAUGGAAAGCGGAAUGGUUUCCUUGGUGAUCAUAAAACUGCCUUACUGUCUCUGCGGAGAGCUUGUUGUAUCUGUGGAGCUUGUGACUGCUUAUAAAGCCCUGGUCCACCAGAAUGUGCAUUUUCUAUAAAGGACCAAAACCAGGUUCUUCUUCAGCCGUCCGUGUCGUUUGUGUCUGUACUCCUUCUGGGUAUGUGUUCCAAUUCUCAUCAUUUGCAGAGAAACUCCACAUCUGAAAUUCUAUCGGAAGUUCCUUUGGACGUGACGUGUUAGCUGUUUAGUUGGACGGUUUGUAAAACCCAGUGUCUUCACAUUCAGGCUUUCUUAAAAGGAAAUGACAAAUGACAAAUGACAUUUAUUUUUGAAAAAGUUUUGGCACAUUUUUCGGCCACCCUCUGAGAUAUCUAACGGGAGGUGCUUUUUUCUAAUAUCCUCUGACGGUGAAAUGCGCUGUUGGCUGUUAGGUUAGAUGUGUUUUGGAAAAUGUGACCGCAAUCACCAAAUCUACGGACAGUGAGACGCGGCCAUGAGAGGGAACAGUGACUCUACUUACUGUACCAAGAAGAUCUGAGCGCAUCAUAUCCUGCAGACAUCUCACAUCUGAGUAUUUUGGUAUUUUCUGUUCUUGCCCCCCCCCCCCCCCAAGUAAGGUACAAGCUUGGACACCUCCCUGUCAAUCUGCCAUUCUGCUGCAUCUUUUGCCUGCUUGCCAUCUUUUUUUAAUUUUUUUUAUAACAUUACUCCUGCGCUCACUUUUUCGCUCUUCAGCUGUUUGCUUUGCUUCGCCUCUGAGGAGCAAAGGAACUGUUGCCUUUUCUCUGCUCUUUCAUCGGGGAAACAUUUUAUUUUUUUUUUUUUUCCGUUACAGUUUACCCUUUCUCUCUUUUCCUUCCUGGGGGAUGGCAGAGUCUGUUUUUAGAAGAGGGCUUGGAGGAUUUGACGAAGGGAAGAAAAUGUUUAGGGUUAUUUUUAAAUAUGAAAUAUUGUUUUUGUUUAUCUCUUCCUCCCAAAUAUCUGGAUGAAUCAAGCGUGUCUGAUAGUCACAACAUGCACACACACAAAAAAAAAAUACAAAGACAUUUUCUAAAUUUUCUCUUCGAGGUAAAGGAAAGGCUGAAAGAGGGCAAACGUCUACACUUGUCUGUAUGGUUUAUUUUUCUUUUAACCUCAUUGUGCUCAGUCUUCAUGCUGGAUUGAGUAUUCUCUACGCUGUGUGUGUGUGUGUGUGUGUGUGUGUGCGUGUGUGUGUGUGUGUACGCGUGUUUGUGCGCGCGCUUGAUUCGCUUUCACGCCUUCAUCGUUUGACAAAACAAUUCCCGUCUUCUGAUCUAAUUUCUGCUAACCUGUGUGUCCUAUAGAUUUUAUUCCAACCUAUACGCCUCUGUAGCUGUGGCCUCUCUCGCUCUCUCUCUCUCUCUCUCUCUCUCUUUAAUUUCGACUCCAGCUUGGACCAGGGGGCAGGGGUCAACGCAGGACCCCGUCCUUUGACUCAGAUUUUCUGGCCGUCACUGUCACAGCCACGUCUUGAAGAGCUGUCCCCUCUAAUGGCGCUCCGCUGGCCCAGCCGCCGACUGCACGCGAGCUGGGUCCAGUGGACGGAAGUUGUUCUUUAAAAAGCCAUGGUCGCGCGCCCCCCCCUCCCACACACCCCCUCUCAGGCUAUUAGCUGUUCAACAGAGCAGAGGUUGCUGCUGCUGCUGAGAUCAACACAUAGUUGGAUGUCGAGCAUGAUGUAAGGCCUCUCAUUACUGUCUAAUUAAACUCUGUUGACAUCACACUGUCGGCAGUGCAUUACACGGAUCCGGAGUGGGUCGCUGGUGCCCACUCCAGACCGUUGGUGUUACCAGGCGAUGAGGACGUGGGCCCCGUCGCAUGUGGCCAACCGCCUCUGGUCUCUGACUCACGCGCAUGCGGGUGCACACAGACUCAGACAGCCACUGCUUGACACACACACACACACACUCAGAAGUAACAUGCCAUUUUGGUUAGGUAAAACAAGCACCCAAUGUUUGUCAGUGUCGCCGCCCCCCCCCCCCCCCCCAAGUCCACGCUGAUUGCUUAGGGCUCCACGCUACAAUGGGCAACUGGUGAAAAGACCAGGGACAUUCAUUUGUAUGGAUUAUUUCAACUGCUAUUGUCUAAAUGCUGUGUUCAUUGUGAUCUAUCUGGAAAAAAAAAACAAAAAAAAAACGACAAAAAGAUCAAAUAAAAAAAGCGAUUACUAA
Scophthalmus maximus (turbot) is the source of this 8693-nucleotide messenger RNA. RefSeq names its product protocadherin 17 (gene pcdh17). Gene Ontology annotation, cellular component: plasma membrane. The record is from RefSeq and is a predicted model, not a curated record. Gene Ontology annotation, biological process: homophilic cell-cell adhesion. NCBI's taxonomy places the organism in Eukaryota, Metazoa, Chordata, Actinopteri, Pleuronectiformes, Scophthalmidae. The transcript has 5 exons. The coding region runs from base 1131 to 4556 and encodes 1141 amino acids. Gene Ontology annotation, molecular function: calcium ion binding.